AUUGUCUACCCUCUAUACGAGUUUGCUGGUCUCGAUUAUCCGCCAAAUUGCCCGUGGAACCCCGUACACGACAUUUUCCGUAUCCAGGAGGCGAUCAAGUUAAAAAAUUCCGCUCGUGAUUGGGAAUGCCAAGCAUGCGGAAAGCGAUUUGUUUCCGAGUACACUAUUGACCAGCACAUGACCAAUCGGCAUGAUCACUUGACCAAUCAAGGUCCCAAUGCAACAUGCCUAGCCGUGUAUUGUCCGAUUCUUCGUUGUGAAGUGCUUUCACCGGAUCUGGCUUUUGGAGACCAAAUAUUUUGGGAUUCUGCUCUUUGCGAAGCGCGGGAUUUUCAGGUGCUACGUGAACAAUGUCAGGUGCGUUAG
Molecule: messenger RNA, 366 nt
Organism: Echinostoma caproni
Lineage: Eukaryota; Metazoa; Platyhelminthes; Trematoda; Plagiorchiida; Echinostomatidae
Source: the annotation of a GenBank genome assembly